Messenger RNA from Drosophila subpulchrella, 5034 nucleotides. RefSeq names its product phospholipase D2 (gene Pld). The record is from RefSeq and is a predicted model, not a curated record. The coding region runs from base 757 to 4578 and encodes 1273 amino acids. Lineage: Eukaryota; Metazoa; Arthropoda; Insecta; Diptera; Drosophilidae. Gene Ontology annotation, biological process: cell motility; intracellular signal transduction; phosphatidic acid biosynthetic process. Gene Ontology annotation, molecular function: phosphatidylinositol binding; D-type glycerophospholipase activity. The transcript is spliced from 10 exons.
UAGCGCGUGGAGGCGAAGAGUGCGAGCGAAAGGCAUUAAUUGAAAUUAAGCAAGAACAAGCAAAGUGCCAGUUGUUGAGUUCCGAGAAAGGCUGAGGAGCGAAGAACGCGUGCCAGGCUCAAGUUACUUUCUCCCUGACUCUUUCUGGCGACCUUCUCGCUGUGCUUCAAGCGGGGAUCCAGUGAUCGGUCACAUUUCCACGUUCGUCUGGCAAUCAGUUCAGUUUUGAAGUUGCCUUGGCGACGGUGGUCGACGCUCUCUCAGUCACAACAACAGUCACCAGCACAGAUUUCAAGUUUGCGAGAAAGUCUCCUUCAAAGUCAAUAAUAAGAGUGUCGGGAGAGUCGUGUGUGUGCGAUUGAUUACCAUUUUAUUAUUUUCAAAUUGAUUUCAUAUGUGUUCGACUAAACGUGUUUGUGGCGCCUCAAUUGAGGGGCUCUUAUUGCAUUAAUUAUCGAAGUGCUGGGUCUGGCAUAUACAUAUAUUUAUGAAUACGUACAUAUGUAUAUGUAUAGACAUUUAACCCACUGCCCAACUAGCUUGAGAAGUUGCCCCACAACUUCUUACAACGGAAUAAGAAUUUAAAUUGUUUUCAUCAACUACAAAUGAUAUAAAACGAGGAAAUCGAUCAAAAAAUUAAGAUGAUCCGUUGAAUACCCCACGGACGAUGUUUACCGGCCGACGCACUACGGCGGCUACGUGAAUAGAGGCUACGAUGAUUUAGACAGUUCCUAUUACUUUGCCCAGUUCGAGGCGAUGGCAGAGGGUCGCGAUGGGGGAUCGGCCCUGCCACCCUACGAAACCACAGAAUCGGACGUAGAACCAGGUAGCGGAGAGGCGGAAGUCUCGGCGGAUGACUCCAACGACGAGCAGGAGGAAGUGUUGCGGGACUGUACGGAUGACGCGGUGGCCGAGCAGCAAAACCGCUGUCUGCCAGAGUUCCAGUUUUCGUUGGUCGACUCCGAGUACGACGAGACUCUGGCCUUUCCUGACUCGGUCACCAUCCUGUCCAACGUGGGCGACAAGCCGGUGCUGGUGGAGCGCAAGGAGACGGACGAUGACGAGGAGGAGUUCGACGACGAGGAGAACAACAGCGUAGUGCUGCGCCACGAAAUACCAUUUACCAGCAUCUACGGGCCGAGCGUCAAAUUUAACUCGUUCCAGCGCAAGGUCUUUAUUCCGGGCCGUGAGAUUCACGUUCGGAUCGUCGAUACGGAGCGAAGCGUCACAACACAUCUGCUGAACCCCAAUCUGUACACAAUUGAACUGACCCAUGGCCCCUUCAAGUGGACGAUCAAGCGGCGAUAUAAGCAUUUCAACUCUUUGCACCAACAGCUCAGCUUUUUCCGCACCUCGCUCAACAUUCCCUUCCCCAGUCGCAGUCACAAAGAAAAGCGUACGACGCUGAAAGCCACCGCCAGCCAGUUGGCCGAUGAGUCCACCCUGAAGGAUCUGCCUGCUCACACCAAGGUCAAGCCGUCCAGCACUUCGAUGAGUGGCGAAGGCCUCAGCAGCAAAACCGGCCAUGCCAUGGCUAUCAUAAGUCCCAGUCACAGUUCGAUUCUGGCGGGACUCACACCUCGCCGAAUUCACCACAAGCGCAAAAAGAAGAAAAAACGGAAGCUACCCCGAUUCCCCAAUCGUCCUGAGAGCCUGGUCACCGUGGAGAAUCUGACUGUCAGGAUCAAGCAGUUGGAGGAUUACCUAUACAACCUGCUAAACAUCAGUCUCUACCGUUCUCACCACGAAACGCUGAACUUCGUUGAGGUGUCCAACGUAUCAUUUGUUCCGGGCAUGGGUAUCAAGGGCAAGGAAGGCGUGAUUUUAAAGCGAACUGGAUCAACGAGACCAGGACAAGCGGGGUGCAACUUUUUCGGAUGCUUUCAAAAGAACUGCUGUGUGCGCUGCAACUACUUCUGCUCGGACGUAGUAUGCGGGACGUGGCGCAGCCGCUGGUUCUUUGUGAAGGAGACCUGCUUCGGCUACAUACGUCCGACGGACGGCAGCAUCCGGGCAGUGAUUCUUUUUGAUCAAGGCUUCGACGUGUCCACUGGCAUCUAUCAGACGGGCAUGCGCAAGGGACUGCAGGUACUGACAAACAACCGGCACAUCGUGCUUAAGUGCUGGACACGGCGGAAGUGCAAGGAAUGGAUGCAGUACCUCAAGAACACAGCCAACUCGUAUGCCCGCGACUUCACGCUGCCCAAUCCGCACAUGUCUUUCGCCCCGAUGCGCGCCAACACGCACGCAACAUGGUACGUAGACGGCGCCCAGUACAUGUCUGCCGUGGCCGACGGCUUGGAGGCCGCCCUCGAGGAGAUCUACAUCGCUGACUGGUGGCUCAGCCCCGAGAUAUACAUGAAACGACCCGCUCUGGACGGCGACUACUGGCGCCUGGACAAGAUUCUUCUGCGCAAGGCCGAACAGGGAGUGCGCGUCUUCGUGCUGCUCUAUAAGGAGGUCGAAAUGGCUCUGGGAAUCAACAGCUACUACAGCAAGUCCACGCUGGCUAAGCACGAAAACAUUAAGGUCAUGCGACACCCAGACCAUGCCAGAGGCGGUAUUCUGCUAUGGGCUCAUCACGAAAAGAUCGUGGUUAUCGAUCAAACCUAUGCGUUUAUGGGGGGUAUAGAUUUGUGCUAUGGUCGAUGGGACGAUCACCACCACCGCCUAACGGAUCUAGGUAGCAUAUCCACCGCCUCCUUUUCUGGCAGCACGCGUCGAACGCCCAGCUUGUACUGCAGCAAGGACGACACGGACUCGGCAUUCGGAUCGCGCAAAUCCUCGCGCAAUGCCCACUACGAGACAUCGUUCAAGGAGAGGUCACCAUCUUCACCGGCGGAUGAACCCAGUACUAGCAUAGAGUUAAAAACUUUGAAACCCGGUGAUCGCCUGCUUAUACCCUCUAUGCUGGUCCCGAGCCCGGGUGAAACGCCCGAUGAAUCGGGCAUUGCGCUGGAGGGGAUGAAGCUCAACACCCCUGAACUGGAGCGUAAGAACGUUCUUGAUCGCCUGAAAAACAACGCGAUGAAGGGUGCUCGUAUGGGUAAAGACUUUAUGCACCGACUUACAACCGCCGAGGCGGCGGAAGAGAAGUCCGGCGAGGUAUACACAAUCGAGACCGAGGAGGUCUCAGACCACGAGAUCACACCGAACAUGGCUUCUGGAGGGCAGGAAGCGGCAAUUGCCGCCAGCAGCACGCAAAUACUCAGCGAAUUCUGCGGCCAGGCGAAGUACUGGUUCGGUAAGGACUACUCCAACUUCAUACUCAAGGACUGGAUGAACCUCAACUCGCCGUUUGUGGAUAUCAUUGAUCGGACAACCACGCCGAGGAUGCCUUGGCACGACGUGGGUUUGUGUGUGGUGGGUGCAUCCGCCAGAGAUGUCGCCCGCCACUUCAUCCAGCGAUGGAACGCCAUGAAGCUGGAGAAACUGCGCGAAAACACACGAUUUCCCUACCUUAUGCCGAAGAGCUACCACCAGGUGAGGCUGAACCCCCACCUCCAUCAAAACCGCCAGCAGCGGGUAACCUGCCAGCUCCUGCGCAGCGUAUCCGCCUGGAGCUGCGGAUUCAUUGAGGCGGAUCUGGUGGAGCAGAGCAUCCACGAUGCCUAUAUCCAGACGAUCACCAAGGCACAGCAUUAUGUUUACAUCGAGAACCAGUUCUUCAUCACCAUGCAGCUGGGCAUGGGCGUGCCCGGGGCGCACAACAAUGUUCGAAAUCAGAUCGGGGAAACACUCUUCAAGCGGAUCGUGCGGGCGCACAAGGAACGAAAACCUUUCCGUGUUUUUGUGAUAAUGCCGCUCCUUCCAGGCUUCGAGGGCGACGUGGGUGGCAGUACUGGCAUUGCAGUUAGGGCCAUUACACACUGGAAUUACGCAUCCAUUUCCAGAGGACGCACUGCAAUUUUAAACCGCCUGGAGGAGGCUGGCAUUGAUAAACCGCAGAACUACAUCUCGUUUCACAGCCUACGAAAUCACUCCUUUUUGAACAACACGCCCAUCACGGAGCUCAUUUAUGUCCACUCAAAGCUACUUAUCGCUGACGAUCGAGUGGUAAUAUGUGGCUCGGCGAACAUUAACGAUCGCUCGAUGAUCGGAAAGCGGGACUCUGAAAUUGCGGCCAUCAUCAUGGACGAAGAGUUUGAGGAUGGUCGCAUGAACGGCAAGAAGUAUCCGAGCGGAGUGUUUGCGGGACGUCUGCGAAAAUAUUUGUUUAAAGAACAUUUGGGCCUCCUGGAGGGAGAGAGUUCCCGUCGCUGCGAGCUAGACAUCAGUGAUCCGGUUUGCAACCAGUUCUGGCACGGCACUUGGCGUAGGAUCUCGACACAAAACACUGAGAUCUACGACGAGGUGUUUAAGUGUAUUCCCACGGACUCUGUUAAGACCUUUGCCAGCCUGCGCAAAUACCAGGAGGAGCUGCCGCUUGCCAAAACUGACCCAGAGCUGGCCGCUAACCGAGCCAACGACAUACAGGGUUACCUGGUCAACCUGCCAUUGGAGUUCCUCAACAAAGAGGUGCUCACGCCGCCCGGAACCAGCAAGGAGGGCCUCAUUCCUACCUCUGUAUGGACAUAGUCUGCCAAAAGUCUCAAAGAGACUACUAGUGUUUAGAAUCCUAAGGCACAACUUUUAUUUAAUACCCACCAAAGGCGCUUGUCAUUGCCAAGUCAUACACUUUGUAUAUUGUAUAUAAAUACCCAAAAUAACUGUAGAUUCUAUCAAGUACUCGUAGGCUUGCCGUACGAUUAGUUAAAUUAUUUUACAGUGUUUGAUAUGUCUUCAAUUAGUUUUAAGAUUCUUGUUGUUAAUUUUUUGUUUAAACAGUAUUUUAUACCGAUGUACUCACGUUUAUUAAUGUGAAAUGAAGUGCAAAUUAAGAUAUAGUGUUUUUUAUUUUAAAUGCACUGGGCAUACCAAACCUAAAAUAACUAUAAUCAUUAUAUACGAGUCAAUUACAGGUUUGUACUACCAGUUAUUAUUCCGAAGCUUUAUUGUAAAACGUUCAAUAAAUGAGCUCCGAUACAAAUCUAA